GAGUUUGAAUUCGCUCUGUCCCCUGAGGAAGGCUUUUGCGCCUGCGCUCCUAAUGUAACAAGAUGGCGGAAGGUGCGGAACUAAAGGUAAAGCAAGCCCCCGCAUUAGCUUGACAAUUAGACGUUUCUCAGUGCGAGAUUUCAAUUUCAAAGCAUGUCCCCAGUGUCAGUUGACAGCAGAGUCACGAGGAGCUGUGUUAUUGGAAUAUAUAAUAGAAGAAAACAACAGAGCGGCGAGGACCAGAGACACAGUUAGCUGGCAGGCUAGCUCGUUAGCAUUAGCUUUGUUAUUGUUGCCGAGGUUCCGUUAGACUACCUCUGCUGAGCGACUCACCUGCUGAGAAGGCCAAAUAUAGAUUUAAAUUACAAUAAAAACGACAUGUAUGACAACCAUUGGAGCUUAAAGUCAUAGCAGUGUUUACAAACCGGCAUGAACAAAAGUUUGUCGAGCAGACUGUAAUGUUGGUUUAAAAAAUGGGCUCUGUCUAUUCCCUGGAAGACAGGCGCACUUUAGCCUCUACCAGCGUUAUACCUGGCUUGAUUGUCAGACUACAAAAUAUUGAUGUUUUUUCUGUCUGAUAACCUAUGUUGGUUAUUAAUUCUCAAUGGUUGAAACAAGCUGUCUUGAAAGCAGACUAAACCGGCUCCCUAAAGGCGUUUUAACAGCUAGCCACGAUGAGCUAACAGUCAGUUUAUGUCGUCCUCUUUCCCUCUCUGCUGUGUUUGCAAUGUACUGCUUCAAAGUUGUCUAAAUGGCUGAGAAACCUUUGUUUAGUGUCUAGCCUUGCCCCUCACUGACUGUUUUAUUCGUAUACAGUAAAGAAAUGUUUGGAAUACAACAGACUUUUCUUUUUUGUGCCAUUAUGGAUCAGAUUUCAAGCUACUGGACAAUGUCUUCAUAUUGGUAUGUUGACAUUUUUCAGGCACUUAGUUGGAGUAAAUUUUGCCAGUAAACUGCCAAUGAGAAACCCUUGAUUAGGAGCUUUACUUAGGAGUUGUAGAUAUUCACACAGUGCAAUGGUAGUACAUGAGAAGUGUGGAUUGUAAAGAUUGAGGGGCAGAGCUAAUCCUGCAGUAUAUAUACAGAUGAUUGUAUGUAUUGUUUCUAUAAUUUCAUUGUAUGGUACAGAUUUUUGGAGUGAGAAUAUACAUGUAUAUAUAAAAUAUCACACUGACAGAAACCCUACACGCAUAUUUUCUCAUAGUAAAAUGUAUCAAGAAGUGUUUUUGUUGUUUUUUUUAAAAUCGGAUUGCACUGCAUUAUUAUCAUGUGGCGCAUGCUGUGGUGUUAAUUGUGUCACCCUUGAAAGAAGUAGACUGCUAAGGUUGUCUCAGAGUGGCACUGUUUGUUAAAUAGACAGUGUGUGGUUAUCUUAAUGUCAGUCUAUUGUGAAGAUCAUGGCUGUGAAAAGGCUAAAUAAACAAAAUUUCUUCCUGUUUCAAGGUUAUCUCAAAUAUGAAAAUGUCAUGGGUGUGGACGAUUUGCAAGCCAGUGAAAUAUUUGAAUGAUGAAGAAAUGACUUGGGAAUGUUUGACAGUGGAAUAAGAUCAGUCUCAGGAAAUAGGAAACUUGUUUCUAGUGUCAGAAAAUGUGUUUGCCACAGUGUAACACAUCAUUUUUUCACACUUUGUUUUUCAUCAGCAAAUGGUAAUGAGCCUUCGAGUUUCGGAGCUCCAAGUGUUGUUGGGGUAUGCAGGACGCAAUAAGCAUGGGCGUAAACACGAACUUUUGACCAAAGCCCUCCACCUACUCAAGGCUGGAUGCAGUCCGGCUGUGCAGAUGAAGAUUAAAGAGCUCUAUAGACGGCGGUUCCCAACCAAAAUGGUGUCACCAGUGGACCUGGCUCUCCCUGGAGUUCAUUCUGCCUCCAACCUUGCCCAUCUGGGGUUUGACAGCCAUGGUUCCCCUUCACCUCUGCUGCCUGUGUCUUUACUCGGGCCUAAGCAUGAGCUGAGCCUGCCUCACCUUCCCUCUGCCCUGCACCCUGUACAUCCCGAUGUCAAGCUACAGAGAUUGCCAUUCUAUGACAUGCUUGAUGAGCUCAUCAAGCCUACUAGUCUGGGUGAGUCCGCCACUUCCCGCUCAGCUUUCUCUCACAUACAUUCUUGUGGAGUGUUGUGUCCACAGGUAUCUGAAACAUGAAUGAUCAAAGCUGUAUUCUUUACAAGUUCAGUUAGAGUUUACACCAGUGCUUUGUGUUUUCAUGCUGACUGUAAUUUUCUGUCACUGUUAUUUUCUUUUUCAAAGUCUCAGACAACAGUCAGCGGUUCCAGGAAGCAUGUUAUGCCUUUGCAUUAACACCACAGCAAGUUCAACAAAUCAGCAGUUCGAUGUAAGUGAGAAAACGUUGCUGUGCAAAAAUGAGAAUCGUAGUGUUUCUAACGCCAAAAGACGUUACUGCUAUAACUAUGCAGCACUUAGAUUUUUCUAUGAUUUAGAGUGAUGACAUGCAGUUAUAGUUAUCUGAGUUGUUCAUUGUCUGUGUGUUUUACGAGUCUGACUUGACUCUUCCUUUUAAUCUACAGGGACAUAUCUGGGACCAAAUGUGAUUUUGCUGUUCAAGUACAGUUAAGGUGUGUCUAGAACAUUUUCUUCUUCUGUUUUAAUCAACUCGUGCUGACACUGAGUGUAAAGAGAGUCUGUAUUUUACACGUGUCAGUUCUGGGGCCACCAGAAACAACAGCUCAUAUUUUUUCACUCUCUCACUUGUUUUAAAACACACAGGCACAUUAUGCAGCCUUCUUUAUGAUCCUAUAUGCAUCUAUUAACCACCCUCACAUUUGAUUGACUUGAAGUAUUUAAACCUAACCAGCACAUUAAGAGGCAUUUUCCAAAAACACACUGACCUGAAGAUCAUGUGCGACUUUGUUCUGUAAUCAAAUACUGUAUUAUUGACGAGUGCCACCCUGUAAGAAGGUUGUCCUCUCUGUCUGAAAAGAUGAUAGUUGAUUUUGACUAAACUGAAAAGGUAAAUCAAGCUUUUCCUUUUUUAGAUUUUGUUUAUCGGAAACAAGCUGUCCUCAGGAGGAUCACUUCCCUCCAAAUCUUUGCGUGAAGGUGAACGGCAAACCCUGUAAUCUUCCGGUGAGUCCAGAUACUUUGGCGUUGGUCUGUCUGCUAUGUUGUCUGAAAAAGACUCCACUGGUUUCUGAGCUCGCUGAUGGGGGAUGUUUUGUCUGCAGGGAUAUCUUCCUCCAACCAAAAACGGAGUUGAACCAAAAAGGCCCAGCCGCCCCAUCAAUAUAACCUCUCUUGUUCGACUGUCAACCACAGUUCCUAACACGAUUGUGGUGUCGUGGACUUCAGAAAUCGGGAGGGUGAGGGAAAUCUAGACAAAAUCUCAUGAACCAGCAUAGUUGCUGUGAAGAGGGUUCUAGUCCUCAGAGUGUGACUUGUUUUGUUUACUUUUCUCCCCCUUUUGUUAGAGUUUUUCCAUGGCUGUUUAUUUGGUAAGACAACAGUCAUCUGCAGUGUUGUUGCAAAGACUACGGGCCAAAGGAAUAAGAAACCCUGACCACUCGAGAGCUCUGAGUAAGUUGACACUGGAUUUCACAGUCUAAACAUUGAACAUGUGUCACUGCUACCUCUGUAAGCGAGAAGGCAAUGGAAAAGACUAUCACAUUAUUAUUAACUUGUAUCGUAGAUUUAUGUCUGUUCAUUUUUACUGGCCCAUUCUACCACAAAGUCAUAGCCUGGAAAUCCCCAGAACUAAACUUAGAACUGAAAAAGGAAAUGAGUUCUGUGAAUAUUCUUUGCUUCUCUUAAAGCAGCCGUCCUCUAACUAACUUUGGUUUUCCUCAACCCUAGGUCUUAUACACAGAUCUCAGUCUGUUUUUUUCUUAAAAAUAAUGUAUCUUCAGAUCUACAUAAGCUGUAGAGUUGGAGUGAAGAUGUUUGAAUGUUGCAUUUAUGAAUACUUUUGUGUUUUCUUCCUCUCAGUCAAAGAGAAAUUAACAGCUGAUCCAGAAAGUGAGAUUGCCACCACCAGUCUACGAGUCUCCCUCCUGUGUCCUGUAAAUACUCCUCUACACUUCUUAAUUUUUUCAAAGUGAAAAAAGAAAUUGGAAUUGUUAUAUUUUUAAUUGCCAAGAAAUGUGUUGUGUAUAUGUUAACUCAUUUACUCUAUUCUAUCACACCCUGUCAGUAUGAAACUCUCUGCUACAGUCAUUAAUGCUAGGUCCUGACAGUCAUUGUGUUUGUGUUUGUGCGUUUGUGUGUGUGUUGUCAAGCUUGGGAAGAUGAGGCUGACAAUUCCUUGCAGAUCAAUGACAUGCUCUCACCUUCAAUGCUUCGAUGCUACACUUUAUAUCCAAAUGAACGAGAAGAAGCCCACCUGGGUGUGUCCCGUCUGUGACAAGAAGGCACCGUAUGAGCACCUCAUUAUUGACGGGUGAGCACAACACAAAUUCAUUUGGUGUCUGGCAACAUAUUCUAAAUCUUGUGCUACUGUGUCUAAGCAUUUGAGGUAUGAAACACGUGCAGAUGUUUGUCAUUUUUGCCUCAAUGUCUGCUAAGAGAGUUUAAGUGCUACAACAGAGUUCAACCUACCUCAAAGCAACAUGACAUUACACAUUCCUGGUAGAUUACUUUGGAUUAAUGUUUGGUGUUCUGGCACCUGGUAACCCUUUAGACUCGUGGAUCUAAAGGGUCAUUAAAUCAUUCUAGCUGUAUCUUCCUUAAUCGGGUAUUUGAACCUAAAGCUAAUCUUCAAGCAGUUCCUGUUUGCAGAAUUACCAAGCUGUGCGCACAUUUCCUUUUUCACAGGUUGUUUAUGGAAAUCUUGAAUAGCUGUUCUGAUUGUGAUGAAAUCCAGUUCAAAGAAGAUGGAAACUGGGCUCCUAUGAGGUCAAAGAAAGAGGUGCAGGAGGUGUCUGCUUCCUACAAUGGUGUAGAUAACAGUGAGUAGACUGCAUAGUUCACAUUCUUUAUUCAUAUCUUUUCGUGAUCUGUCAGCAUACUGUGAGUCGGCUGUUUCUUUGUAGAUUUGUCUCGGUCAGAAACACACGAACCAAAACGGGGGGCUACUGACAACGGCAAAAAGGUUGAUGUGAUCGACCUGACGCUGGAUAGCUCGUCAGAGGACGAGCUGGACGACGAGCCUCCUCCAAAAAAAGCCUGUCCUUCAAUGUCGCCUGUUUCUCCUCCUCCAAAUAAGGGGUGAGUGUCCAAACCACAAACACAAAGAAAGAUUAUCAGAAAAACUGCAGGUUGUUGUCUGAUCUUAAUCCUGAUCCAGUUUUUUGAUGAUGAGUAUGACUUGCCAAUCAGUUAGUAGUGCUUGAGUAUGAAAUAGAAUUCGAUCCAGAGUGCAGUGGGGCUCAGCAAUAAUAUGGGACAAACAUCAGAGCUCCAAAUGCCUGAAGUAAAACUAACAGCAGUCACAUCAUGUUGUUAAUCACCUCGUAUGUUGUCAGAAGCUUUGCUGCACAGCUUUGGACAUACUGUAAUUCCAAAACUGUAAAAGACGACAAAAAUCUGCAUUCUCUACCACAGAGAUGGGCUGGUUUUGUAAUGUUGUGGGCCUUUUAGCUCCUUUAGAGUCCUGAGGAGGUUUAUUUAAAAUCCCAAGUUUUUUCCUUUAGCUCAACAGCCUUUUGUUCUGUAACUCAAGUGAACAGGCGAUAUACAGUUUGCAUGUUUAUUUUGUAGAUGUCGUAUUAAAUUGGUAGUGAACACAGCUUCACUGCUAACACUUUAGUAAACAAUCUUACUGUGUGUAUUGCAGUUGACUGUUUGACUAUUUUCAGUAAAUGCCCUUAUCGGCUCUGAUUCGAUGGUUGGGAUGGUGAUCAAACCUCUGGUUUUUAUAUCUAGUUUCUUGUUGUUUCUGUCGCCUCGAUCUCUCAGAGUGCUGAACCUACACAGCCAGGCCUCACCUGUGACCAGAGCUCCCAGCAUGCCCCCUGUGGAGACCAGUUACAUUCCUCCUCCUCCACCUCUUAUCCAGGACUACCGCCACUAUUACCACUCGACUAGUGACUUGCCAGGUAUGGCUCUUGUUUGCUCCAAACGAUGUUUUCUUAUAUUUUUAGAUUAUUGUCUGAGUCAGUUUGCUGUUUUAAGGUUCAGUCCUACUGAGAUGUGGUCAAUGUUUAUGUCAUGGUCGUUCUGUGUCUACUUUCUGUUGUAUCAGAAAACGACAUACUCAGUCAGCCAAAUCCUCAUAUGAGUUUAAGCAGAGUGUAAGCAUGCAAACAGGGCCACUGAUUAUUUCCUUGAUCUUGCACAUCACAGCACAGCAUGAGUUUUCAGAGUCACAGAGACAAAUUGGGACUAAUUGGUAAUCAGGAAAUAUUGUAUAAUUACAUCUCACUGAAGUCCACAUCAGUUAACAUUGUUGCUAAUAAGCACACUUAAAUUGUUUAAUAAAUUAAAUAACUCCCCCAGUUUGAAAGUUUCCCAGAGAAAAUGAAAAAAUGAAGACAAGUCAUUGUCGCACAAGGUCUUGACCAGCACAGAGCAUAUUUACUCUCUGAUUCUGACUGAUGGGUCUUUUUUCAACAUGAACAUCAGAGCUGAGACAAUACAUCAGCAUUGUAGUAACCUCUGUCUUACAGUGUAGGUAAGAAUCAUUUCACAGCUGGUGUGGGCAGCAGAAAAAGUAGUUAUGAGACAGACUAUACAAAAUCCAGAAGAACCAGUUAUGAGAGCAGAUAAUUGUUGAUCCAGAAAUAUUUUUAUUAAAACGUUCUCCUUCUCUUGCAGAUCUAAAUUUCUUCUCCUUCCUCCAAGGCGACAAUCAGGUAUAUUUUCUCAGACCCGUGAUCUUAGAGCAGCAUCAUACUACAGUUUGCUUGUGCUUAGUUGUAGUGCUUACGGUCAUUUCUUGUUGUCUUUUCAGCAUUACAACAUGGUGAUGGCAGCGGCGGCGGCUGCAUCAGCAUCAGAGGACCACGACCUGCUCCUUAACCGCUUCUUGCCGUACAGCUCUUCUCAGAUGAUGCGGGAGCAGCCAGGCACCCCUGGGAGCAGCACGCUGGUGGCCACUAAUGGAGGCAGCAACAGUGGCAGCACCAGUAGUUUGGUGUCUUCUAGCAGUCUACGGGAUCGGGACAAAGACAGAGACAGGGACAGCCACUCCAUCUCAGGAUUGUCGAGGUCCUCGGUGGAAGCUGCAGCAGCAGCCAUUUAUGGCUCCAUGUCUGACGUUAUCUCUCUUGACUGAGCCACACAGAACUGAACGACACAGGACACCUGGAGAACAGGAGCUCUUUGUAAAUAAGGAAGAGGAAGAAGAAAGAAUACAGUGCUAUGUACAGAGAGGAAAAUCUAUUUUCAAUUUUACUUAUCAUAUGUAUAUAAACUUAGGACGCUUCUUGUCCGGUGAGUUACUUCAGUUGAUAUUUUUCUGUGAAUACUGAAGACUUUUUCACACCUCUUCAUGUGGUCCUUUGAUUAUAUUGUACCUUUUGUACCUGGUUUUUACAGUUUUGUUUGAUAUUCCAUGUCAACGGCAUUAUUUCAGUAUAAUGUUAUGUGCACAGAACCCAAUAAGGUGACAUCUUACGGAACAUUAUCUUUAGAGCAUAAAGAAAAUGGGCAUUGUUAUAGUAACUUAUACAAAAGGCAGGUCACAGCAAGACAGGAACAUGGGUAUCUCUUUAUUUAGUUUCUAAAUAGCACCAUUUCUGUUUAACGCUUUGACAGCAGAAAGAUCUGGUGAUUUUUGCCAUCACUGUAGAUUGUUCUGUACGAGAUUCAUGCUGUGGUAAUGUUAUUUCUAAGGAAUUAUUUAUGAUGUAAGUUAUGUUGGAUGUAUGCUGUUUUUUAAAGAAGCAUUCCCUCUGCCUCUAGGAACUGUUGCCACUAGAAAUGCAAAAAAGAAAACGCUAGAUCCUCCUGUUGUCAUAACUCUGCACCCUUUCAGUCAAAUCAAACAUGAACAAUAUUGUUUAUUCCAUAACAUCACCUGAAAAUGCUUAAAAACUGGGAGUGUUUCAGUAUUGUAGAACCAGGCUUGUUCAGUGUGUGAAUGAAUGGCACUCGUCCAUCCAGCAAGCAGCCUUCUAUUGUCGUGACACAAUUGGACCUUUUGUGCUCAAAUACCAUUUGCAAUAUUGUGUCAUUUUCUUUUAAACUAUGUGUGUUUUUUAAUAGAACUCUUAAAAAUAUACACAGGAAUUUAAAGCAAAGUGGCUUAUUGUCAGCAAUGCGUUUCUGCUCCACUUUUAAAGUAAGUCUCUGGUCCAUUUUAGGUCAGUCUUUCACUAAAAGGCUUAAAAAGUGAAUUGAUAACAUUUGGUCAUGUCUCUGUUUAAUUUAGCACUUGCUGUUUUACAUAAUGGCUGUGUGAAGCAGUGAAGCAUUCACAGUUGCAGUAAACACUUUAAGAAAUUUUCAGCUUUGCAUGUCUGCGAAUUACCUGAAAGCUCAUUAUUAUUUAAGUGCUGUGCUGUUCCUUAGUGAGGCUGCUGGAGAAGUAGCUUUUAUUACAUUAGGUUCAUGUGCAGCAGCCUUUAAGAUAACUGUGAUAGAUUUAUCUUUGAGUGUAUCACAAAAUGCAUUCUGGCCCGGACAUUAAAACUAUUGAAGUUAUCAUGGACACCCCCCUCCCCUUAUUUUUCUUGACUUGUGCUUACAAUUAGGAUUAUUUAUUAUCAUAUAUAUUUUCAGCAUUUGUUUGAUUUGUGGAUAUGCAUUGCUCUCAUUGUAUGUGAUAUUUCUUUUGUAAUUAUAUAAUUAAUGCUAUUUAAAGAUGUCAUUGUUGCUUGACAUGCAUUGUAACACGUUCUGUUUCUCUGUUUUACUCAGAUGAUGUCAAUAACUCGAUAGAGGCUUUGAUCAUUUUGAACUGCUUCAAGGUCUACUGUGCUGUUUGAUAUUUGUAAGAAUUAAACAGAUAUAAGAAGGUGCA
Molecule: messenger RNA, 8854 nt
Organism: Xyrichtys novacula (pearly razorfish)
Lineage: Eukaryota; Metazoa; Chordata; Actinopteri; Labriformes; Labridae
Source: the annotation of a GenBank genome assembly